Danio rerio (zebrafish) is the source of this 2208-nucleotide messenger RNA. RefSeq names its product AT-rich interaction domain 6 (gene arid6). Gene Ontology annotation, biological process: DNA-templated transcription; regulation of DNA-templated transcription. The record is from RefSeq and is marked provisional. Gene Ontology annotation, cellular component: nucleus. NCBI's taxonomy places the organism in Eukaryota, Metazoa, Chordata, Actinopteri, Cypriniformes, Danionidae. Gene Ontology annotation, molecular function: DNA binding.
ACUCCGCUGCAGGGACAGAUUGAGGACGUCUCUUUAACCAACCGCUUAAUAUUCACUUCUACACUACUCUUUCUGGAUUACAUACAUCUCCAUUGAGGAGCCAAUAACACCAUCCAACACAGAGAAAUCAUUGAGGAUACAGGUCAGCAUGAUGGAGCAGGACGUCCCGCAGGAGAGGAGCACAGAACUGGGGGAUGAGAUGUCGGAAGAGAGGUUCCUCAAAGACCUCUACCUCUUUAUGAAAGACAGAGGAACUCCUAUUGAGAGAAUACCUCAUCUAGGCUUCAAACAGAUCGAUAUGUUCCUAAUGUACAAAACUGUGAAGGAGCUGGGAGGCUAUCAGCAGGUUACUACACAGCAGCUAUGGAAAAAAGUUUACAACAUACUUGGAGGAAACCCACGCAGCACCAGCGCAGCCACAUGUACACGCAGACACUAUGAAAAGCUUCUUCUUCCUUACGAGUGUCACCAAACUGGAUACAGGGAUGAUUUAGUCUUCAGGAGUCCUCGACCCCAAAAGCGCUUCCAUCCGAGCAGUUACCAUGACUUUGAGCAGGAGUACCCCAGAAAUGACAAACGGCCAGAUUUCCGACACCUCCCGGUAUUUCCUCAGACCUCUCCGAGUAUGUUCACGGAGCAGAGACCAAUUUUUAGCAUGCCUAGUCCAUUCUUUCCACACGGGAGCACACCUAUGUCCAAUUACAUCGCUCUUCGGGAAUCCACCCUGCCCCAUUUGAGCCUCAACCCUUCUCAUGAUCUUCCCAGAACGCCUGCUUCAUAUAUGAGUGUACCAUCUAUGGAUGCUCAGAUUUGCAAACGGUCCAUAAAAACACUACGUGACCUAGCUAAUGAGUACAGGUCAACAGCUGGUUUGGAGGAACCUCUCAACCUUAGCCGGACAGAAAACAGACUUGAAACAUUGAGCGACACACCUUCAUCUUUCAGCCCUUGUUCCAAAAAGCCCAAGUUCCUCAACAAAGCGUCUUCUCUUUACCCUCAAAGGAGUUUAAGUACAGAAGACGGUGCAGAACAAGAAGAACCAGCUGAUGAGACAUCAACUGGAGAAGGGUCCGUAAGAUCUGGACCGAGUCCACCGAAGCCUGAUGUCAUUGACCUCACCUCAUCUUCCAAUGCAAAUCCAGUCCCAAGGAGACCAAGUCCUCCCUCGGUCAAUCUCUUCAACCGCAGACCACACUACUCAGAGGCAGUCACUAUGAAGUCCCGGGAACGAGACUUACAUAAAGACUGGGUGAAGGAAGAGUCUUCUGGUGCACCCGCACCCAAGUUGGUGCACCGAAGCAAUCCCCUUGGACUCCCAAUCCCGGAAUCCAACAGCAAUAUGGAGAUACAGAUUCCUCUAAAGCUUCUUCAUGAGCUCAUAAGGAGAGGAAUGAUUUCCAACCCGGGAUUGACAGCAAAUGGCUCUGCGUUUCAAGACCCAACCAAAGCCGAGGCACAACCCGAGCACAAGUUCCAUGUGCGAUCACGUUCAGAGAGCUCAGAGAGUUCAUCCACAGCUGAGGAGCCAGCCAAUUUGAGUCUGAAGAGUGCUUUUAGAAACCCGACAGAUCCCAUCUCUCAAGAUAAUGCCAUGAAGAAGCUCAGACUCUUUGGUGGCAAUGGGGUUCCGACAGAUUCAAAGCCCCAGAUGUUCAGUUCUUAUCAGGUAAACCACUCUCUUAAAGUUACGUUAGAAAGGGAUGCACCAAGACCCUCUCAACCCAAACUGGUGCAAGUUCCUGUGAUAAAGAACCAAGAAAGCAUGAAUCACAGACUCCACAGUUACAGUGAAGAAUCUCCACUCUCUUUGACCAUGAAGCUCGGAAGGAAACCAGAGGUGAAGGCAACAUCUAACACUGAGGCGAAGGAAAUACCUUCUUCCCCACUUCUGCUACCAGACCACCUCAAAUUCCUUCUGGCUAACCUGCCCUAUAGACUGGAAAGAGGGCAGACGUUUUGAGAACUUGCACUUGUGAUCAUCGGUCAAUGUCAUAAUCUUGCCAAAUAACUCAAUACAAAUCAGUGAAUAAGCUGAAAAGAGCAAUGCUGAGGAUACACAUGAUGGACGCAUGUCAGUGAAUGGAACAUUUGUUUAUAAUGUACAUAUCCAUCGAAAGGGUCAGCUCAGGGAAGAAGUGGAACUUUGCUUGUCAAGUCAUCUUUAUUUUUACAAUGUUGAUUGCAUCAAUGCAGCUUUACACAGAUGAA